GAAUAUCCAUAGUUAGCAAUACUUUUAUCGUUUAAUGCAGCGAUAUAGCCAGUUAUCAAUGCUACAUAGUAGAUUUUAGCCUGUUCCAAUCAUCCUUAUAUCGCGUUAAUGGAAUUUAUGAAAUUGCCUACCGUUCAAAUCGCUCUCUGUUGUUAGCACCACACUGAUUAACUACGAUGUUCCAAUUUUUUAGAAUUAUGUCCGACAUAAUUCUAAUUUUUGCUGUUACAGCAGAUAGUUAUGGUGUAAUGGCACGCAGGAAUAAGUCAUCCCUGUCCUCCAAAAAGCCCAUGAAAAGGAAGAAUUGAAGCAAUCUCAAAAGAAAAGAAGGGAAUCUGGAUCCUUCGUCGGAUCGUCAAAGAGCUUAGAGGGGAGCUCUACGCUUCACUGGCCAUGCAAAGCAGGGAGAGUGACGGAGGCGGAGGCACUGCUGGCUGCUGGAACGGACAUUAACAAGCUGGACAGAACGCAGUUUAACCCUUUCAUGGACGCGAUCAACUCAGGUAAAUCAUUCGACCGCCUUAACAAUAUGGGUUUAUUGGUAAUAGUAGCAAGAGGUUUUAGUCAUGCGUUUGAUUACAGCACAGUGUGAAACCCUGAAGCAUACGUCGAGCUCUAAACUCUGUUUUGUCUAAUAAUCAAUUAUUUGAAUAUUGAAGGAUUAAAUUUGGUAACUUGAUGAUCACACAAUUAACAGGACAGGUCGACUGUGCUAGAUGGCUGCUGAGGCAAGACGGUUUAAAGCUUCAGACCGAGAUAUGGUCGUUUUGUAGGGAGAGGGUGCUAGAGUCAUUGCUAACAGCUUAACAGAAGGUAAAAUCCUGAACUUUUGUUCAUUGAUUAAAAAUCACCAUUCAGACAUACAAUCGUUCAGAUGUAAAAAUUAUUUAUUCACUAUUUUGGAUUACAUUUAGUUACAGGACUAACAUGCGACAUCCGUCGUUGACCUUUGUCUUUAAUUCAACAAGGUAGGGAGAGCGAUCCAUGGCUGUCCCGAUAGACCCACUCAGACUCCUGCCGGAAGAUACUCCUCCGGUUGAUCCAGAUGAGACAGUUCUAGCAGAUGAUCAGUUACAGACUGAAGAACAUAUCCCACAGAUCAAUGCGUCAACAUCUGCAAAUGAAGCUGAUAUCAGAAUCGACAUGAUGAUGGUACUACACGAGAUGCUCAUGGAAAAGGUCUCCGUUUGCUUUCCUCCUCCCACGAGCAGUACAAAGUGUGGGUUCAACUUUAAUCUGAUAGAAGAUAUCGUAUGCGGAACCCAAGCCCGGCCAUGUCUGUACAUAAUAACGAAAGAAACCGGUUAUGCUGCGAGGGCGUUUACCUCGAUAGAUGUUGAAAAUGCCCACAGCAUUAUAAAUCAUUUGGACCGCCGAGGGGUCCAAAACUCCUCAAUCGAAGAGCUUAGUAGACAUGCCAGCAACCUACAGAGACUUCAAAUUCUCAGGAAACCUCUCUAGGACGGAAGCUUUAUACUCCGACAUCCACAAUUUACCACGCCCCUGAGAUCGACAAAGGUCUUUCUGAUAGAUUGACUUCCAGCCAAUUCGAUCUAUCGAAGCCGAGUGGGAAGAACAAAGAACUGAAACCCCAUGGUCGCAACGAUGCUCCUCGCGGACAAGGGAGAGUUAGGGCCAUCGGUGGUCACAAGACUGGAUAAUAUUUAUUUUUUAAGCGUUGAGGUUGUCACGAAAGCGUACUGUAACGGGACUAUCAGAUUUGAGUGAUUUGAUUUUGUGAUUUGCAGUUCACGUGAUUUUAUUGUGAUUUUAGACUGUAAAAACUAUAAAGGUUCAAGUUGAACUAUCGUCGCCAUGAUUAUGUAUUUUGGAACUGUUCACGUUGAAAUUGCUUCGUUAA
Messenger RNA from Bolinopsis microptera, 1861 nucleotides. RefSeq lists its product as uncharacterized. NCBI's taxonomy places the organism in Eukaryota, Metazoa, Ctenophora, Tentaculata, Lobata, Bolinopsidae. The transcript has 5 exons. The coding region runs from base 985 to 1461 and encodes 158 amino acids. The record is from RefSeq and is a predicted model, not a curated record.